Syngnathus acus (greater pipefish) is the source of this 3405-nucleotide messenger RNA. RefSeq names its product MTSS I-BAR domain containing 2a (gene mtss1la). Lineage: Eukaryota; Metazoa; Chordata; Actinopteri; Syngnathiformes; Syngnathidae. Gene Ontology annotation, biological process: plasma membrane organization; cell projection assembly. The coding region runs from base 1114 to 3405 and encodes 763 amino acids. The record is from RefSeq and is a predicted model, not a curated record. Gene Ontology annotation, molecular function: actin binding; phospholipid binding. Gene Ontology annotation, cellular component: actin cytoskeleton; cytoplasmic side of plasma membrane. The transcript has 16 exons.
UGAGAGUUGACUGCAUAACACUUGAUGGAAGCUGUAAGCACUUUGAGAAAAGUGGAAAUCUAACUUAUUGCAGUGUCAGUGCUUCAUCUAGUCUUUAUAUGCAAACACUGACCUCCUGAAUACAAGAGGUAAUAUUUCCUGUCAUGCCUUAAUAGUAUUAUAGUGACCACAAAAUGCAUUAUUUUGAAUGUUUAAUGACUAAUUUUACACUUAUGACAGUUAUGAAUGUUAAUUUUCUUUUUAAAACAUUGUCUCGACAAUUAAUACAUUUUUGAAUUUUAAGCCUAGUAUGGACUGCUUCCUUCCUAAUUUGCCCAAUUGUCAUUUAGUUUGCUUGUGCUCAGUACAUACAUUUUGCACACUCAAUCUGACUCUACUUUCUAUUAAAUACCCCAAAUGCAGUUACAAUUUGAGCCUUUUUUAGUCGUAAUCAUUCAUCUAUUCUGUACUUGAUGUAACUUUGCCAGGAAAAGUUCGCGUGCGCACAUUUAAGCAUCAGCUGACUAAAUGAUUCAAAGAUGUGCUAUCACUGCUCUGCUCGUUGAUUUGUACGUACUAACUUUAAAAGUGACAACUUUGUUUUCAUAUUUAACGUGACUGAUGACCUGAAUAAUAAUGAUUUCUACAUUCUUUCCAAAUGCUGCUCUGUUGUUUUGGGUUCUGCUUAUUGCUUCACUUGCAUUCUCCUCUGGUUGGUGUUGAAUUUAACAAGCUUCUCUUGCGUGACCUUCGGGUCCAUGACUCUCAAGGGGGUGCUUCCUUCCUGGGACUGAGUUCCUUCAAGCCAAUCUUUUAGUUGCUUGUUGUGUCUUCCCAAUCACACACACACAGUUGACAGUUCACUCAGAAGUCGGUGAGUUCUGCUGUUCCCGCUGCAGACAGAAAAACAUUCCGUGCAAGUCCUCCCUUCUAACACACAGCACCAGCAGCAAGCAGCACAUGGACAAGCUCCCUCUUUCUGUCAUGACCCUGCGGUUUAUUUUCAGAACGUGUCAAGUCACAUUUUUUCCUCUCUGAGUUCACAUGCGUAUCCACAUGCGGAUAUGUAUGGCAUUCACAUUUGGAUGCAGAGCUCACAUGGACCGUCCAUAUGCGGACCUCAGGAGGGAGUAGAUGUGGAAUUGCAGCAAUGCUAAAACAACUGAUAUGACCCAGAGCUCGUACCCAGUGUGGGAAGACUUUAGUGCCAAGGCUACAAAACUGCAUUCUCAACUCAGGACAACAAUUCUGGCAGCUGUGGCCUUUUUAGAUGCUUUUCAGAAAGUGGCGGACAUGGCUACCAACUCAAGAGGUGCCACCAGGGAUAUUGGCUCUGCUUUGACCAGGAUGUGCAUGCGACACCGCAGCAUCGAGGCCAAAUUACGCCACUUUACAAAUUCUCUAAUGGAAGGCCUGGUCACGCCACUUCAGGACAGAAUAGAAGAAUGGAAGAAGACUGCCAAUCAGCUGGACAAGGACCAUGCCAAAGAAUACAAGCGGUCUCGCCAAGAAAUCAAACGAAAGUCAUUAGAUACCAUCAAACUUCAGAAAAAGGCAAGAAAAGAACUUCUCGGGCGAGGAAACCUGCGCCCACAGCUCGACAGCGCCAUGCAGGAUGUCAGCGACCUCUACUUGCUGAUGGAAGAGACGGAGAAGCAGGCUGUGCGCAGAGCACUUUUGGAAGAGAGAGGGCGCUAUUGUGCCUUCAUUAACUUGCUGCAGCCUGUCGUGAAUGUUGAGAUUGCCAUGUUGGGUGAGACAACACACUUACAAGCCAUCGUUGAUGACCUUACACUGCUAACUGAAGACCCACACAAACUUCCUGCAGCCAGUGAGCAGGUGAUCCGGGACCUCAAAGGUUCUGACUUUACCUGGUCCUAUCAAACACCUCCCUCCUCCCCCAGCAGUGUCAGCUCCAGAAAGAGCAGCAUGUGCAGUCUCCUCCAGAUGCCCUCAGCAGGGGCCCAUCGACUCAGCAGCGUCUCCUCUCAUGACUCAGGAUUUGUCUCCCAGGAUGCCAACACCCACUCUAAGCCUCCUUCUCCCAUGCCCUCUGACAUCACCAGCCAGAAAUCAACCAGCUCAGCCUCCUCUGAGGCUUCAGAAACCUGCCAGUCUGUCAGCGAGUGCAACUCCCCCACUGCGUUUGGCUCAUGCUCAUCCUUCGGCACCUUCCGCCCUGCUUUCUCUCACACUGGCACCAUCAGGCCUCUGUCUGUCAUACUUCCUGCGUCCCCCACAUCUAACCACUCCCCCGGAUCCAACACCCAUUCACCCACAUCAAAGAUUCCUAGCUGGAAGGAAUGGGCCAAAUCAAACCAGUGUGAGCCAUCAUUGGUCAGCACUUUGCAGCGAAGGAGAGAGUCUCUUGAUAAAAUAAGAGACAGGGAAGCUCCGCCCAGUCCAAAGGGGUAUUCUGGGAUCCAAGGAGAGGAUGCACACCGAGCAAGAAUUGGCCCAGGAAUGAUAACAGCUAAGCAUGGGGAGCCUUUGUCACCAGCAGCUACUACUCUGGCAAUGGUACUGACCAGAGGCCUAAGCAUGGAACAGCAGAAAAGCAGCAGAGACUCACUGCAAUAUUCCAGUGGCUACAGCACACAGACCAACACCCCCUCGUGCUCUGAGGACACAAUCCCCUCACAAGGUUCCGAUUAUGAGUGCUACUCUCUUAAUGGGGAUGCUGACACUGAGGCACAAACAGAGUUUGACAAGUCUUCCACCAUCCCGCGCCACAGUAAUAUCGCCCAAAGCUACCGCCGCAUGAUUCAAACCAAAAGGCCCGCCAGCACAGCAGGCCUUCCCGCAGGAAAGAGCCUGCAGGGUGCUUCCAACGGUGCCGGGGUUGGCUCUGGAACAGCGACUAUUCGGCGGACACCAUCCUCCAAGACUGGGGUGAGACGCACACCUUCCACAUCUGGCCCCAUUCCAAUACGACCUCCCAUUGUGCCAGUGAAAACCCCCACUGUGCCUGACUCGACGGGGUACGCCAUCCCAUCGCAGCAUGGCGCAAGUAGUGAGGAGAUACUCUACGCAGAUGAUCCAUAUGCUAGUGAAUACAUGAGGUUUUCUCCUCAGCAAAGGAGCCUCUCUGAUAAAGUGUGGGCUUGUGAAAGUGCAGACAGGACUUCUUACACCCAACAGGCCCAAGGCAUGGCCGCCCAUAAUGCUGAGGAGGACUCAAUGCUGGCCGCCAAUCGCCAUAGUCUGGUGGAGAAGAUAGGAGAGCUGGCGGCCAGCGCCCAUGCUCUCGGCGAGGGUCAGUUCCCCUUUCCCAGCUCGUCAUUAGCGGAUUCAAAUCAGUGUGAACUCCAGGAACCAUCCUCUGAGGCCCAAGGAGGUGUGGACAUGUUGGUUACUAUACGUCGGGGUGUUAAGCUGCGCAAGACAGUCACUGAUGAUAGGUCAGCCCCAAGGAUCCUGCGGUAG